This is a messenger RNA of Plasmodium gallinaceum, 2889 nucleotides long. Its product is annotated as conserved Plasmodium protein, unknown function. Lineage: Eukaryota; Apicomplexa; Aconoidasida; Haemosporida; Plasmodiidae. Gene Ontology annotation, biological process: intra-Golgi vesicle-mediated transport; Golgi organization; protein transport. Bases 1 to 2889 code for a protein of 962 amino acids. The transcript has 7 exons. Gene Ontology annotation, cellular component: COG complex; membrane. The record is from RefSeq and is a predicted model, not a curated record.
AUGAAGGAUAAUAUUUUCUUAAAUAAAGAGGAAUUACUAAAAGGAGAAAACAUAAUGCAUAUUAUGAAAGACCCUAUGUUAUUUUUAGUUGAAGCAAAUAAAUAUAAAACAACAACUGAAAUAAAAAAUGAUCUUGAGUUAAUGAAAAAUAUAAUUCAUAAUGAUAUUAUAAAAAUUUUAAAUAAAAAUUCUCAGGAAUUUAUGUCAUUACCAUCUAAUUUAAAUAUUAUAGAAAAUGCAAUACCAAUUUUAGAAAGAGAAAUAAAAGUUUCUAAAACUUUUGUUAAAAAAUUAUUAAGUGAAAUAAAUACUAUUAAUGAUAAUACUCAUGAAAUAUUAAUAAAUAAAAUUAAUACAUAUAUCAUUAAAAAUAUCUUAAAAAAUAAUAUUGAAAUAGAGCAAUUACUAAAUAAAAUACAAAAGGAAAUUACAAAAUAUGAAAAGUCUGAAAAUUAUAUAUUUUUAGUAGAUAUACGAAAUAAAUUAAGUUCAAAUAAUGAUGACAUAAAUAAAAACAUUAUGGAAGAUUUAUGUAAAAAUAAUUCAUACCUUCUUUACCAUUUAAGUCAAAGAAUAAUAAAUAUAUCUAAAGGAGUAUGGAAAAUAAAGGCUAUGUUAUAUAAUAAUUAUAAAAGAAUGUGUAAAAUAUCUAAUAGUUUAGGAGAUUUUAACAAUCUUAUUAUAAAAUAUGGUACUUCAGCUACAUGUGAUAAUGAAAUUAUAGAUAUAAUUAAAAAUUAUUCUUACGAAAGAUUUAAUAAUAAUAUUAAAUGCAUAAUUAAUCAGUUAACAAAAUGUAUAAAUCAGCUGUCUUAUAUUUUUUUAAAAAUGAUGAAAAAUGAUUUUUUAAAAAAUAUAUGUGAAAAUUUUAUUUUGAAUCAGUUAACUAAUUAUAUUUUAAAUUCGUGUUAUAUACUUAACUACUUUGAUACAUUUAUUAUUCAAUUUCAAGAGAUAUAUAUUAAUUAUAUUGAAUACAUAGAUUUUGAAACGUAUGAUUCACUUUUAUUAUAUAUAAAAAAAAAUAUUUUAGAAAAUGAAAACGUUAUUAUGAUAUGUAAAAGAAUAGAUGAAAUAGAUGAAAAUAUUUUAUUUUUUACAAAAGGAAUAGUUGAAAAAAUUUUAGAUAUUAUAAAAAUUAAAUUCCCCAAUAUAUUUUUGUUAAAAUAUUGUGAUAUUUUUAUUGAAAAUUAUAUAAAAACAUUCAAUUUUUUAGACGAAAUUAAAAAGGACAGAAGAACAUAUGAGCAAUAUGUCCUCAAUGACAAAAUCAAGGAGUUUCUAAAAAAUUUUGAAACAGAAGCAUAUGUUCAAUAUAUUUUAAAUAUAUUAGAAAAUAAAAUAAAUGAAAACAAUAAAAAUAUUAUUUUUUUUGAUAAAAAAUAUAUUUUUGAUAAUAACUUUUAUUGGUUAAAAGAAACAAUAAAUUUAAUAAAAAUUUUUAAAAUUUUGUUUACUAGUAAAUUUUAUAUUUCCGAUUGUUUAUCUAAUUAUCUAUCUUUUAUAUUUAAACAUUUUAAAAAUUAUAUUUGUAAUAUUGAAACAUUUUUAUUAUUUUUAGAAGAAAAUAAUAACAUUAAGAUUGGUCAUAUUGAUAAAAAAAAAUUCAAUUGGAGCCCAACAUUAAGUUAUAAUAGUAUAGGUUUUUUUUUGUCUGAUUUUUUAUCUUUAAGAAAAAUUUUUAAAACAAAAUAUAAAAUAAAAAAUUUUAUUAAAAACAAUGAAUUUAUUAUACCAAAAAAUAUAGGGGAUAUACCUAGAUGGAUAUAUAAAAAACUUUUUUCUAAUAAUUAUAAUUUUUAUUAUAAUGACGAUAAUAACUCUCGUUUAACUAAUUUAAUUUCCUCAUCUGAUAGUGAAGAAAAUAUAAAUGAAUUCUUUAAUAAAGAAACUAAUUUUUCUAAUAUAAACAAUUAUAUGAAUAAUUACUUUAACAUAGAUUCGGAUAAAAAAAAGCAUAAAAAGAAUAAUGAAGACAAUUUAUUGAUGAAAAACGAGGAAAUUGAAAAUAUAGAAUCAAAUUAUGAAAUUAAAAACGAUAAUAAGUCAUUUGACGAAAAUAAAGAAAAAAAAAAUGAUAUAAUUUACAUCACAAAUUGUGAAGAUGAAGAUAAACAAAGGAAAAAUGAAGAUAUUAACUUGAAUAAUAAUAAUAAUAAUAUGAAAAACCUUAAAAAUAUAAUGGUUCAAGAAGUUAAAACAAAUGAUGAAUUAAAAUGCGAAGAAAAGAAACUAAUUUUUAAAAUAGGAAAAGAUAAUAAAAAUUCUUUAAAAGAGAAAAAAAAAGAAAUGAAAUUAAAUUUACAUAUAUACCAAAAUAAAAACACCAAAAAAAUAAUUCACAAUAUAAAAUGUAUAAAUGGAUUUUUAAAAACAUUAUCUAAAAUUGUAAUAAACACACAAAAAUCUUUUGAAGAUCUUUUUAUUAAUAAGAUGUUUGAAAUUUGUUCAAGUUUUUUAGUAUAUUUGCAUUCCUUGCUAGCUAUGUAUAAAAUGACUAAUAAACCAAUUCCCAAGAAACCUAGUGAACAAGUUGACAAAAUAAUCCUUCCAUUAAUUUCUUUUAAAACCUUUUAUAAAGAUAUAAUAGCAGAUAUUAUAAUUGAAGAAAUAAUAACAAAAAUAGUUGAUAAAAUAAGUGAUCAUUAUCUUCAAGAAAUAAAGAAUAUUGUUAAUGUAAAAAUUAGUGAACAGAAUGAGAAAAUAAUUAAAUUAAAUUUAACUGAUUCAUCAAAUGAAAAUGAUAUACUUGAUGAUCAAAAAAUACAAAGACAAAUAUUUUUAGAUGUAUGUCAUUAUGAAAAAAUAUGUAAUGAACAUUUUAACAUAAAUAGCAACACAAACAUAAGUAUGAACAUCUUACUGAAUCAUUUUGUUUCAAAAAAUUAA